CAGACCUUCUUAACGUUGUGGUAAUAAUCUCUGUGUAUAUACGGCAGUCGGCGUCCGAGUGGCGGUCAAAGUCGUCGGUUUUCAAAAAUCCAGACGGUGGGUGUUGAUGGAGGUUAUUAUUUUUCGAUCGCGACCUAACGGUUUUGCUGUUCGUGUCCGCGGACAGCUUUUCCACCGGAAAUCUCGGCCCCGUCGAAAACUUUAUACGGGGACUUUUUUGAAGCGCGUCGGCGUCGGGAAAGGCGUUUGUUUUUCGAUUUUCCUUGUAUAGUUUUUUCAAUAACAGUUUACUCGCCGCGAUUCGGUCGAAAACGGCCCGCCGAAUAACCCGCGAUAUCUCGUGCACGUCGCGGAUACCCGCGUCUCGUACACUAAUCAAAACGGGCGUCUUGCGUUUUUUAAACGGCGUUUUGAGGGACAAAAUAUUAACAGUAUUUAUUGGCGUUCGUACGGCGGACGGAUUUCUUUCGAUCGUUCCGUGAAUGUAGACGAGUUUAAAAAUACCGGAGACCUAACAAAAUAAAAACAACCUCGGGGACUAUUUUUACGCCGCCGCCACCGCUGCCCGUACGAAACGCACUUUCGUUUUAUUUUUUUAAUUUCGAGCGCUAAAUCAUCCGUAAAUCUAACUGCGCGGUUUUUUUUUUUUUCCUUAAUUAACCCGCCCGUACUUACCGUGUUCCCGUAACGUACGACCGCGACGUCCCAGAGCCAAAAAAAAAUUCAAAAACGUAUACCUAAGCAACUAGCGAUAUAAAACGUUAAAGCCGCAUUCCCACGACCGGCGCGCUUGCCAAAUACGCCAAUGAUUGAACAUUUGACCAGUGAGCGAUUACGGCGCUCAUCACACCACUGGCGUACUUGACAAGUACGCCAAUACUUGAGUACUUGUACAGGGUAUAUUUUCCGAUCGGAUCGUCAUUGUAUUGCUAUUGUACACCUAUUCAACCGGCCGUACAAUUGUCGGUACUCACACGACACCUGCGGUAUAGAUGCGUCUAGCCGCGUUUUUUAUUCAAUUUUUUUUUUAUUUUUCUAACCGUUAUUCGUUUUUAAUUAUUCGAUUUUAGACGAUUAAUCGAGUUUACCGUACGAAUCGCGAAUUAAAAAUGACGAUUAAACUGUAAUAAUGUUGCAUUUUGUUUCUAUAACAUCAUAUUAUACGCGAAAUUUACAAUGGAAAGAAAAAAAAAUGAUCGGUUAUCCGUAAUAUUAUUUGCCAUGUAUUUCGUUUGAACGUUCGCGUCCGUCGUAAAUCCGCGCGCGGUUUCCGAACGAUCCGUAGGACAAACGACGGACGCGGAAAAAAAACAAAUACCAAUUAUUAUAAAAUUAUUUUCGGCGGGUCGUCCGACGUUAUUUAAAUAGAUGUUUUAAAUAUGAUAUUCGAAACGUGGUCGUCGCGUGCGUAGAAUACGAAACAUUAUAGACACAAAAAAAAAAAAACAAAAUUAACGUUUCGGAAUCGUCUACCGCGCGUUUGUGUUCGCACCGCCGAAACUUUUCAAAACUGGUCGGACGUAACGGUCUGUCGGACAUUUAAUACGUGGGUGGGCACCUGUGAAACCGUGUUCAGUAAAAAGACAUUGUUCGCGAUUUGAUUUUCACCGGUGUCGUACCCGAGGCAGUAUAGAAAUAACUGUACCGUAGGUACGCGGGCGGUUUUUCCACAGGUUCUCGCCGACGGUUUAUACAUAAUGCGAGUCCGUAAACGGACAAAAUUGUUAUAUUGCUAGCUACACGUGUACAUAAAUAAAAUUGUAUUAUACUAUUAUAUUAUUACUCGCUUUUUGUUCGAACGCCCGCGGCGUCCACCGCUGUCCCUGUUAGUUUUAUAAAAACACAAAAUACCAAAUGCCUACAGAUCCGAAAUAAUAACGCGAACGGGAAUGUUCGCAAACCCGAACCCCUAAAACGACCGACGAGAAACUAUUAUCAACGAUGUAUGACCGGCGUGUCAAUUCCUGACGCACAUAAAAAAUAUAAAAACGUCUAAAUCACGUUUUCAAAUGAUAAUUACCGAACCAAUCAAUGUUAAAUAGAUACCUAAUUACGUAGUCCAAAUAAUCCACUCCUUUUCUAAUAACAAAUACGAAAUCUUUUUCAAAUCGAAAACGUAACCUUUUUGAAAUUUAUACAAAUAUGAAUUUUUAUUUAUUAAUUUAUACAUAUAUUAAAAAACAAUUUUUCUACCUAUUUUAAAAAUGUAUCAAUAAUAUACAUGGAAAUUAAAUAAUUUUUGAGGGCCGAUUUCACCAAAUAACACUAAUCACGAUUUAAAUAUAACCGGACAAUUAAAACACGAUUACACUGACCACACGGUUACAUUAACUGUGAUCAACAAAGUUAAUCAGGAUUAACUACAGUAAUACAAAAAUCAAAUACUUUCUAGAAUCUAUUAUCUUUCUAUUAAUAUGGAUAGAAAUGCAAAUAUUAUUACAAAAAAGAGAAAACGUGAACUACCUUUCGAUAACGUAGAAAAAUGCAUCACAACAAAUAAUAUUCUUCAAAAAUCUGCACUGUUAUAGCACAGAGCAAUUUUUUGUAUUUAAGUUGAUAAUAAUAUUUAGGACUUAGAGUACAAAGAAAUGAUUAAUAAACAAAAUCUAGAUAAAAAAUGUUGAUCAAACAUUUUAUAUUGAUAAGAACUACUUAAAUCGUGAUUAACAGUGUUAAGCACCUAAAAAUUUUCUGGUUAGUAUUUAAAUAAAAUUCAGCUUUGACCGAAUAAGGUGAAAUUCAACAAGCAAUUAAACUUUUUUUAAUCGCAGUUGAAAUUGAUGGUGAAGUCGUGCCAAAGUAUAUUUUAACUGAAAAAAAAAAACCAAUGUAAGAUAUAAAUUAGGUAUUGUUUCUAUAACAAAUUGUUAUAAAAAUAACUUUAAGAUGAUUAAUAUAAUAUGAAAUUGAAAUGUAUACCUAUUGUCAAUUUAUACCUCAACUUCAUAGCUUUAAUCCAAAUUAAUUAUAACUUGCAUGAUAUUUAUCAUAUCUUGUGAAAAAAAAAUGAUAAACAAAAAUAAAUAUAUACUUAGUGAUAAAUAUUAUUUAAUGAUAAAAAUAAUAUAUAAAUUGAAAUGCUAAAAGAAUAUUAAAAUAUGUGUCAAUUUAACAUGAUUAUAUUACACAAUUAUAUUAUAAAUUUGUAUUUACAAAUCCUAUUUACAUUGUACAUUUAUUCUUUUUAACAAUUCAACAUAUCAGUGGAAUUUAAUAAGUAUGUUUAAGAAUUAAUAAACAGUUUUAUGUAUAAAUGAUACAAUUUUAGAUUUUAAAUGAAAUAAACUAGCUUUAUUUAUUUGUAACACUUUUCACUGUACCUAAUCAAUAUAAGCAUCACGUUUAAGUAUAAAAAUUAUUAUUAGUUUACCUAAGUACAUUUUAGAUUUGUAUUCCAUACAUUUAGAAUUGUAUGAAAAAUAAUGAUAAUGGAGACAUUGUUAAAUUAAGUGAACAUUUAAUGUGACAUCCAAAUAAAAUAUUUGAUAAAGCAAAUUCAAACUUGUAUGGUUUAUUUAUAUAUACCUCAUCAUUGAAUAAUUGGUCCAUAAGUACAUUAACCAUCAACAUAAUAAAGCAACAACUUUUUUAAUUUGAUUAAAAACUAAAGUUAUAGAUACAACAAGAAAAAUCAACAAAUUAAUAAUAGAUUGAAAUACUUCCAAAUAACAAAGUUAUCUACAAAAUGCUAUGUAACUAUCAGGUCUUCAAAAAAAAAAAAAAAUUCCUUGAUAUUUAUGCAAAAGCCUCGCAAUAAGUAUUAAAAUGGUAACAUAAUCUUGACCUAAUAGUCCAGAUGCAAAAUAAUUAAUUGGUAAAACGUACCAAGGAAAAAUAAUCAAAAAACUAAGGCUUAAAUUAAUAUACAUUUGAAUACAACACAGGUGCAAAUUGAAUUUACCCGAUGUGCAUAGCUUGAAUAUGUUUCAUAAGUUCUUUUCUAUCCUCAAAUAUUUCAUCACAAAUAUCACAAGAAAUAGUUUCUAGGUAUACAGGUACCAUUUCUUCUGUACUUAACUCAAUGUUGGCACCAACUUCUUCAACAUAAUCUGAAUCAAACACCAGUUCAGUCUCAAUCAAACAAUCAUCAUUCACAGUUUCCAUAGUGUCUCCUCGUGAAUCAAAUUCAUCAUUGUCUGGUAUGUAAUAUUCCACUUCGUCUUGAUCUGUAUAUUCAACGUUACGUAUGUUUUCAUAGUCUUGUUCUUCAAACUCAUCAUUAUCAUUCUCAGUUUUAAUAUUUGAUAAAUCCGUAUCCACUACAGAUAUCUGAUCUUGUUCAUCUGGAUUAUCAUUCUCUUUGGAUUCCUCUCCAAAUGAUAAUUCAAAAGUUUCUGGAUCCAUUUUUGAACAAUAAUAAGAGACAGUUGAACAUGUUCUAGUACACUGGCCUUCCUUAACUAUAAAGCUUUGUUUUUUAAACUCUGGUUUAGUAAAGUUACAUUUUGAUUCUGGAGACACUUCCUUAGAUGGUGUUUUUGGUUCAUGUUUCAUCACUUUGCCGUUGACAAUUUUAUAGGUUUGAACUAGUGAAGAUUUGCUGGGACUAACCACAGGUUCACAUUUAUAUGACUGAUCAUUACUGCUCAUAAUUGACUGUACAGCUUGCUCUUCAACUGAAGGCAUUGGAUCGUCUUCACAACUCUCUGUUUCUGACUGACUCGACAAAACUGUAAAGACUUUUUCUACUAAACACCAAGUAUCUUUUCGAUUGCCUAACUUGCUACGACGUUUGUAUUUUCGAGGUCCAACCUUAAAUACAAAAUUAUAUAAUAUAGUAUUAAUUAUUUGUAUAUAAAAUGAAAAGUAACUUACAGGGACUACUCUGGAUUUUGCAGUAUUUUCGUCACUAUGUUGUACUAAAUGGGAACAAAGUUCCGUUGCAGAUCGGAACAAAUAGCCACACACUUUACAUUCGUAAAAAUUUACAUUUGCACCUCUUGCCUCAUUACCAGCAUGAUGUGCUCUGAUGUGUUCACGUAAUACAACCUAAAGAGAAAAUAUAUAAUAAAAUUAUAAAUGAUUGGGUAAAUCCUGAAUACAAGUGAGUGUUUGAAUAGAUUUUUACUCGUUGAUUAAAUGCUUUUGGACAGACUGGACAAGCAUAUGGUUUUUCACCGGUGUGAAUUCGUUCGUGUUUUCUGAGUGUACCACCAUCCGCAAAAGCUUUAUCACAAUAUCUACAACCAUACGGUCGUUCUCCCGUAUGUAUUCGUAUAUGUAUUUGUUGAGAUGAUCUAGAUCCAAAAACCUAAACAAAAGAAGUUAAAUUUUAGAUAAUAAAUUUUGAUUUAUUAAUUUAAUUAAUUUUACACAAUCCACACAACAAUAAACAAUCAACUAAUUCAGAUAUAGCUUAUAUUUAAUAAAGGAGUAAUAUAGAUCUAUAAUUUCUAGGUACACAUAUGAAACAAUUGAAAGCAUAUUUUACUGGUUUUCUAUUUAGUUUAAAAGGUAUUUUUGUAUUUCAAAAUUUUAGUUCUCUGUUUAUUUAAUUAUUGUUUUUUUGGUUCAUCUCAUUGAAUAUAUUAGAAAUGUUGGUAUUUAGCUGUCACAGUUUUACUAAAAGCUAAUAAAAAAAAAAACAAAAAUAAACCAAGAUUUGUUAAACGAAACCUUGUUGGGUAAUAGGGAAAACCAAGAUCAGGCAUUCAUGGAGUAUCAUGAGCAAAACCAUAAAAAUAACAAACUUUAAAUUACUACCUUAUCUACCCUACCCUAUUUUCAAUCUUACAUUGGUGACGCAAUGCUUUUGCCUCCAGAAUUUAAAUUUAAAAUAAUAGUAAUUUUUAAGAGUUGAAAUCCCAAUUUUUUUUUUUUUUUUGGCCAUUUCUUCUUUCACUUCUUUAAUAAGUUACUAAAAAAAAACUUCAAAAUCAUUGAAGUUUUAAAAAAAAAAAAAUGAAAUUCUUGGAGGUCAUUGUAAAAUACACUUUAUAAAUUAUAAAAAAAUUAAAAAGUACUCACUUUGCCGCAACUUGCACAAGGAAAUACUUUUUCAGUCAAUGAAUUUUGUGUAACACUAACAGUAUUUGCAUGACUUGCUUUAUGAUUAAUAAGCGAUCGUUUAUCAGCAACUUCUUCUCCGCAUAUGUCACAAAUAACUGCUUUUUCUCGGUGUGUUACCAUAUGUCUAUAGAAUAAAACAUACUUAUUUUAUUUUAUUUAUAUUACAUAUUUAAUUUUUUAAUACAAUAAAAACCAAUUGAAAUGUUAAUAAAAAUAUUUUAUAUUAAUUAGCUAAAAUAUUUACCUUUUGAGACGCGCCCUAGAAUGGAAUCUUUUACCACACAUUAUGCAUUUAUUAUCAGAUGUACCAUGAAUCAAUAAAUGUUUUUGGAGAGCUUUAUCAUCUCUACAGUGUUUUCCACAUAACUUACAUGAAUUUUCAGAUAAUGAAUCAUUAUGCAUUUGAGACACGUGGUCAGUCAGCUCAUCAGUACUAUCAAAUGUUUCAUUACAAAUUAAACAUUUUGAUUUCUAAACAUUAAAUAAAUCAAGUUAAUAAAAUAUAUAAUACAUAAAAUGUAUGUAUUUAAGUACAUACUUCUGCAAUAUUGGAAGAAACCAAAUGCUGUUCAGUGUGAACUUCUAAAUCUGACAUGGAUUUAAAAAACAACCCACAAUGUAUACACAUAUGCGCCUCUUCAUAUGUUUCUUCUUCAACGUUUCCGUGUUCUUUUUGCAUAUGUUGUCUAAUGUGAAAAUCAUUAAAUUAAAUUAUAUAACUCCUAGGUUUUUUAAUAGUUACUAUAUCAUUGUAUAUCACAGUACUACAAAUUAACAAAAUCUAGAGUUUAAGUCUUAUUAUUUAUAAUUAUGUAUGUCACAGAUAAAUCAAUCAAAUUUCAAAGAUAUUUAACUAUUUUCUAUCUAUUCUUUAAUGUAACUAUUGGGUCUUGGGACUUGUUGCACUUAAAAUUCACAAAAAACCAAUUAAAAAUGUCAAAAAAGCACUUCAAAAAAAUAAAUUGUAAAUAAAAUUGUACGUACUAUAAAAAAAUAACUUUUGAGAGUUAAUGAUUUUCGUAGCGUUGAAAAUUAUAUUUAAUAAGUUAGAAUCAUUAGAGAAAGGAUAUUUAAUCUCUUCUACAACUUUUUAGGUUUUUGAAUAUUAUUCAAUUGCUUCUUUAUGGAUUUUAGGUGCAAUAAAUUCCAAACCCAAGUAAUUAUUAAAUAAUUUCCUUCUAUAUUUUAUUAUUUCUUUUUUUCUAACUAACCUUUGAUGACGUUUUAAAAAAUCAAAUCUUUGAAAAACAUCUCCACAUGAUUCACAAGGGUAAGUGACAUUGUUUGCAGUACUAGAUAAUAUUGUAAGCUCAUAGGUAUCUGAAUUUGAUUUUUGAGUAGUUAUAAUGUUUACACCAUCAUCAAUAUGAUGAAUACGGGCAUGGUUAAGAAGAGCCUUUUCACGGGUAAAAGAAAUUCCACAUGGGUUACACGUGUGUGGUUUUGUAAACAACUCGGAGUUCCAACCAAGUGUCAUCAGACGAUCUUUCAGUGGACGCCCCCUUCCUCUACCACGACCUCUUCCACGACCACGGCUUUUUGUAUUUUGAUCCUUAUUAUCUCCUUUAUCUUCAGUAUCUUCACCGGGUGUAACACUACGCCUUUGUAUUGGGUCCAUGAACAUUAGCUUAUUCAUUGCUUUUGAAACCGAUGCAUUUUGACUAUCUACAAAAAUAAAACCAUACAUUACCUAUAGUAUAUUAUAGUUUUAUAUUAAUAACUUAAGUUUAAACUUAUUCAUUAUUAUUAAAUCGAUAAUAUUCAAAAAAAUUAAAACUGUCAAUUAUGUGUACCAUUUUCUGCUUGAUCAUCAGGAGCUAUGUGUAUAGUCAUAUGAUUUGCUAAAUCACAUUUACGUCGAUAACGCACACCACAUAAUGCACAACAAAAAGGACGUUCCGACUGAUGAGUGACCAUAUGAUUCAUGAGAUGUGAUUUUCUAUUAAAUCUUCGACUACAAAAAUCACAUGGAUAUGGAUUAACAGUAGAUGAUGCUUCUUCCCCUUCAGGUAUUGGGAUAUCAACAUUGUCAACAUUAACUGAUGAUGACAUACAUUCAACUUCUGCAUCUAAUAUGCUAAAACAAAAUAAAUAUAUAUUUAUUAAAAAAAACUCGGAAUAUCAAAUACAGAUUAGUUAUAGUAAAAUUAAAAACAAUAAAGAUAAAUAAAUAUAAUAUAAAACUAUAUUUCUUUGAACAUAUAAUCUAAUAAGAUGAAAUUCAAAAUUAAUUAAACUAAAGAAAAUUGUAUUCACAGUACCAUAAAUGAAAAAAAUUAAUUUUACCAAAAUUAUUAAAUAUUCCUAAAUAUCAUCAAGUUUAAGUUAUAUACUAUGCAACAAUAACAAUAUUAUAACAAUUAGACAAAAUUAAUGUCCCGAUGAACUCCUAAUAUGAUAAAUUAAGUAAAAAAUAUUACUACAAUGCUAUCUGUUGGAAAAACUCACUUAUUAAUAUUAGAUGAUUCCUCUAUAUUCCAACUUUGAGUGACAAUUUCUUGCUCAGGACAUUCUUGAACUACAACUUCUUCUUGAACAUUAAAAUAAUCUUUAAAUUCUUCAUCAGUACCCUCAAAUAAUUCCUCGGGUUCUUGUUUCAUUGGAUUUUCUGUCUCCGUCUAUGUUUAUAAAAGACUUGUUACUAUUUUAAAAUAAAUGGUACCUAUUGCAAAUGUUAUAAUACCUUAAAAUUAUCACUGAAUGAAGAUAUGGCAGCUAAAUACUGCAAUCCAUCAGCAUAUGGCACGGAUUCCAUGACUGCUCUUGUCAUAUGGUUCAGGUCAUUCUUAGGUAAACCAUUGUUAGUGAAAUAUGAAGACUCAAUAGGUUGUACUAAACAAUUUUCAGAAGACAUAGCAUCAGCAAAAUCAAGUGAACUGUAAUAUUCUGUCUUAACGCAAUCACCAUCAGGAUAUAAAACAUUGUCUGUUUUAUUGGAAUUGAGUAUUUGGUUAUCAGUAUGAAUGGACACAAUUUCUUCCACCAAGUCAGUUUCCAUGGUUAAACAGUUAAGGAGCUAUCUAAAAAGAAAUAUAUCUGCCUUCUAAAUUUGAGCAAAAUCCUGGAUCCCGAAUAUAAUGUUCAUUAAACCCAAACCAACCAAGUAUUCGUAAAACAUAUAUUUCGACGUUAGUACGUCUCGAAAUAUAUGUUAAAUCAGUGGACGAUAAAUGUCGAGUCAUCGAACAAGAGUCGAAAAACGAGAAAACGUUCGACGCGAACAUCUUUAUUCAACAGCUACCAAUUCCGGAUUGGCCUGGAAUUCUAAAAUAUUCUAUUAAUCUAUCAUCAAUAAUAUAUGGUAACAACAAUUUCUUACCAAAAACCUAACCCUCAACAGCUAUAACCUAAAAAAAUUCAGUCUUUUCCUCCAAUUAUAUUUAUUUUUCAUGGUUAGUUUUUAAUUGCGAUUUUCCCAUUUCUGUAUAUUUCAUCCGAAAUGACGUAAACGAUGCACGACCCACAGCCCGUAGGCAACAUUUAUAACUAGUUCGAUAGACAAUAAAAGCGUCCUGUCCCAGAAACAAGUACAUGGAUAAAAGGCUUCGCACAAAAAUACCCCGAAAAAGUCCUUUCAUUCGACGGGAAGUGACGAAGAACGAACGUGUCGUUGGCGAUGGCGGACAUGUUUGUCUCGUAAAUAAUUUUGUCCCUAACCUAAUAAAAUUUCGACAAUGACAAAUUUACUCACCCUCCGUAAACUUUUCGUCGUACGUCUAUCGAAUGAUGUUAUUCCUGACUACUUUCCGCCGUAGAACGCGUAUUUGAACACGAAAACAUCGAACGACAGCGAUUCGACGCCAUUAUCGGUGCAUUCUAUAAAAUUCCUUUGUGGUCCCUCCACCACUCAUCCACCGCAAAUUACGGCGGGGGACAAGGGUAGACCCCCGCAAAGAUACCGUUCAUGGAAUAGAAACAUAAGCCAACGUAAGCAUAGAUAAUAAAGACGUCAGCCAUAGAAUAAAAUAUAUAUCUAUAAGGUACCGUGUACGUUUUUCCUGCAACUGUUUUACGUCACUGACGACAACCUAAUUACACAACGCGCUGUUGAAUAGUCGAAUUUUAAUAAAACAACGCGUAUGCAAUUUUGGGUCCACAUUCAAGUACAUUUUCAAAGAAUAAUUAACAUAUAAACCGUUAGGUUUCGAAAACGCAAAAAAUGAUUAUCCCAUUGGCCAACUCUCCAACGGUGGGAGGUAAAUCGUUAAAAUGGCCACCUUUGUCUGUGUCAAUCCACACAUAAUACGUGACAACCAAGACUGAUAUCGCUUGGUUUUGUUGUUACAAUAGUUCUGUUUUGAAUCUUUCCUACAAUACAUGUUAUCGCAAUCAUAAUAACAUUAGAUAAUCCAAAGUAACUUAUUACAAAUUAUAAAAUAUUAAAGUAGGUAAUUCAAACAAACCCGUUCAUCGUUUUCAAAACAUCAUUUAACAUUUGUAACAUUUACUUUAUCCAUAAAUUCAGCAAUUAUGAGUUCUGUAAGUAGCACGUACGGUUUAAGGUUUUACUAACUAUUUUUGACAUUGUUUUGUUAUAGAUAUCUAAUGUCGAAAACCUUUCACCUCAAACUAUACGCAGGAUAGUUAAAGAACAAGAAGAGUUAAUAAAAGAUCCACCAGAAGGCAUUCGAAUUGUCAUUAAUGAUUCUGAUGUCACCGACAUACAAGCAUUCAUUGAUGGUCCUG
Molecule: messenger RNA, 10695 nt
Organism: Cinara cedri
Lineage: Eukaryota; Metazoa; Arthropoda; Insecta; Hemiptera; Aphididae
Source: the annotation of a GenBank genome assembly